Messenger RNA from Angiostrongylus costaricensis, 1722 nucleotides. Lineage: Eukaryota; Metazoa; Nematoda; Chromadorea; Rhabditida; Metastrongylidae. The record is from the annotation of a GenBank genome assembly.
AUGCCUUCAGAAACAAAAUUCGAAACGAAACAAAUCGCAUCUGUGGCCACCGGAAACGUGCACAAGGCAGAUGAAAACUAUGAUAUGAAUGAUAGGAUUUGGUGGGCCACUGCUCGAGGUGAGCAGUUGAGAAAAAAGAUCGAACAACGCCCAUCUCGAGAACGUCUGCUAAAUCAGCAUAUUCUACUAUCUGAUGGCCGCGUAGCGCCGUUGAUAGAGCAGCGUGCUCGUCUACUACGACAAGAUCGCAUACGUCGGAAUCUAAGUCGAAAACUAGAAUCGCGACCUGGUCCACUUGAAUUGGUGACGCGAAAAAUUCUGCAAGCUGACGCUGAUCUUGAACAAGCUAUCGAAGAAGGCCGAGUACUAUUCCAACCAACAAGUGAAUACGUUGAAAGAAAAGAAAGUGAGAUGCCAAGUCCACUGUCUACAGAUAUGGAAAUUGUUUCUCAGGCUGCUAUUCGUGUCCAAAACAAACCUGUCAAUGUUCUGUCAAACAAGGGACUGAUUAGAAAAAAAUCUACACCAUACAAACAAUGUGAUCCGUUACCUCUACGGGCUAAAACGAAAGCUCCAGACAGCAGAGAGGAUGACGAAGUGACAGUGAUCGCUGAGGUUCGGUCGCCUGUUGAAGAGGACGAACAAAUGCAGUAUGACAUGCAACCAACCAGUCGCACAUCUUCACCACCUACUCAAGUAACAAUAAGACGUCUGAGUGACUAUAAGGUUCAGGAGUUGAAAAAUGAGUGCAAAAAGAGACAGCUACCGGUGUCAGGUGCAAAACCUCAGUUGUUGGAACGACUGCGUCCAUUUGAAAAGGCGAUUCUGGGCGCUUCACCUUCACCUACACCGGAACCUGCUCAGCUUAGUAACAGCAGCUCCAGUAGUACAACAUCAAACACCAGUCAAGAAGGGCAACAACCACCUGCCCAGGAAAUUCUUGAACCAACAAUGCAAACGGGACCAGCUGCUUGCCAACUUCAGGCGCCAGCACAGGUCCCCGAAUAUCCUACAGAACAGAUAAGAAGCACGGUAGGAAUUUCCGAUUAUCUCGGACGUCCGGUCGUUUUGCAGCUGUCCCCUCAGCUUGUUCAGCUCACCGAUUCUAAAGGCACGCCGGUUGGAGUCGCUUCUGUCCAGUAUAUCCCAGGAUCUAGUCAUCCGGUUAUGUUAUCAUAUCAUACUCGUGCUACUCCACAACCAAACACUAGUCAACCGAUCGCCUCUAUUCAACCGGAGACGGCUUCAACAAAUAUCCAACGACGAGUUGCUCACAUCUUACCACUGCAACAAGGACCCUUAUCAGCGCAUACACAACAAACGGUGAUCACCAAUGUACCUUCGCUUACGCAACCAAGAAUUGUUCAAGCUACACAGGUAGUCCAAAAACAGAAUGACAAUACGUUCCGAUUUGCUCAGAUGGGAUCUGGAGGGCAGGUUUUCGUGUGGCUUGUGGAAAAUUCUCGCUAUUUUCAGUUUACGGUCGCGCCAUCAACCGAUAGAGUUCCAAAUAAGAGCGCACCUAUCGUGGUGAAGACUGCAGACCAUGCAGGAACUCCGCCAACAAGUCUCGCUUCUUCAAAACCAAGCAUAGCAAAUAUUGCAGAAAUAAGUAGGUCUUCGGUUUUUUCAGCCUCCUAUUUUAUUUUCUGUUUGAUAAAAGUCAUUAUUACCUUUUACAGAUCCACCAUCUUCUCAGCUAACCACGACUGGAGUACCUGA